This is a messenger RNA of Aspergillus puulaauensis, 1212 nucleotides long. RefSeq lists its product as uncharacterized. Gene Ontology annotation, molecular function: glycosyltransferase activity. The transcript has a single exon. Gene Ontology annotation, biological process: GPI anchor biosynthetic process. The coding region runs from base 1 to 1212 and encodes 403 amino acids. NCBI's taxonomy places the organism in Eukaryota, Fungi, Ascomycota, Eurotiomycetes, Eurotiales, Aspergillaceae. Gene Ontology annotation, cellular component: Golgi membrane. The record is from RefSeq and is a predicted model, not a curated record.
AUGACCGACCUCUGGAAGCCCCUUUCCCCUCGCAGAUUCCCCCUGCGCACAACCAGUAUCCUCGUCUCCGCCUACAUCUUCCUCUCCCUCCUCGCCAUCCGCCACUACCAAACCACCAGCCACCGCGACCCGACAUCCGUCUUCUUCGACCCCAGCCGCGCCUACAAAAAGCACUACUCCUCCACCCGACUGUCCGAAGCCCAAUCCUUCCUCAACACAGCCGGCGCCUUACCACGCGCCCAACCACCCAGUGCGCAGCUCCCUACCCUCUGUAUCGGAAUUGUAACAGUCCGUCGCCGAGAUGAGCAGUAUGUCGGAUUAACCGUCGCAUCGCUGCUAGGUGGUCUUUCCAAGGCAGAGAGGGAUACUCUCCUCUUAUACCUCCGCAUCGCGAAUACGAAUCCUGCGGAACACCCCGUAUACGCGGAGGAAUGGACCGAGACGCUCCCGGAUCGAUUAUUGACGUAUUCGCGUACGGAUCCUGAUUUUGAGCAGCUGCAGCAGUGGGAAGAGGGUGGGUGGUAUAGGAAUAAACCUAUCUAUGACUAUACGGCGUUGUUAAGGGAAUGCUAUGACUCCGGUGCGGAGUAUGUUGCUAUGAUUGAGGACGAUACGUUGGCUGUUAAGGGGUGGUUUCGUGCGCUGGUUAAUGCUCUUGAGGGCGUUCAGGAGAAGGCCAGGGGAGAGUGGGUUUAUCUACGGCUGUUUUAUAUGGAGAGUCUGCUGGGGUGGAAUGGGGAGGAGGUGCCGGUGUACUUCUUCUGGUCGGUUGUUGUGUGGGCGGUGGUUACGGGAGUUGUGGUUCUUGCAAGGGCACGGUUUAAGAUAUGUCGGAGAUUGCCGAAUACUGUUGUUUGGCUUAUCUCGUGUGUGUUUGUACCAUCGGCCAUUAUGCUCUUUUGCGUGGCUGGUCGGCAGACGGUGUGGCCUAUUCCCACUGGUGUCAGUGAGAUGAAGAAGUAUGGAUGCUGCUCACAAGGCCUGGUUUUUCCUCGGUCUAUAAUCCCACGGUUUCUUGACAAGACUGAUCUGACCACUGACUGGCUCGUUGAUAUGAUGGUGGAACAAAUUGCUGACAGCCAGGGCUGGUCGAGGUGGGUUCUUGUUCCGCCGUUACUACAGCAUAUUGGGGCGACCAGCUCCAAGGGAUAUGGCUUUGAUGAUACGGCGAGUAGUAUUUGGAACUUUAGGUUUGAAGAGUAUAAGUUAUAG